This is a messenger RNA of Penaeus indicus, 1867 nucleotides long. Its product is annotated as juvenile hormone esterase-like. The coding region runs from base 44 to 1747 and encodes 567 amino acids. The record is from RefSeq and is a predicted model, not a curated record. The transcript is spliced from 12 exons. NCBI's taxonomy places the organism in Eukaryota, Metazoa, Arthropoda, Malacostraca, Decapoda, Penaeidae.
UCAAACGCUACUCUCUCUUCUGCUCUCGUGUGACAGACAGACGAUGCGGUUAGUGUUCGCGAUCGCCGCGCUGUUCCUCUCGGCAGCCGCGGCGCCGGAUGAGGCCCCGAUGUCGAUGGAGGAGACGGUCGAGGUCGAGCUCCAACAGGGCGCCAUCGUGGGCUCGAGGUCCGAGGCCGAGGAGGGCAGGUUCUUCUACAGCUUCAAGAGCAUCCCCUUCGCGCAGCCGCCGGUCGGGGAGCUGCGGUUCAAGGACCCCAUCCCGGGCGCGGCGUGGGAGGGCACAAGGAACGGCUCGGUGCCAAUGCCCAUGUGCCCGCAGGUUUUUGGCCCCGUUGUGUAUGGCCAGGAGGACUGUCUCUAUCUCUCGGUCUACACGCCGCGGCCGUACACUUCGGACCUGCCUGUCAUGGUGUGGAUCUUCUCCGGAGCCUUCAGCAUGGGCUUCGGGGAGCAGUACCAGCCUCUGCCCUUUCUCACCAUGGACGUGGUACUCGUCGUCAUCCAAUACCGCCUCUCUACGCUCGGAUUCCUGUCGACAGAGGACUCAGAGCUCCCCGGUAACCUGGGGCUGAAGGACCAGGCGCUGGCCCUCCGCUGGGUGCAGGACAACAUCCGCGACCUCGGUGGCGACCCAGACAAGGUCACUAUCUUCGGUCAUAACGCUGGAGGAGUAUCGGUUCACUACCAUAUGUUGUCUCCGAUGUCCAAAGGCUUAUUCAGACGAGCCAUCAUGCAGUCAGGGGUGGCGCUGUGUCCCUGGGCAGUGCGGGAGGACCACAGGGAAGUAGCCAUUGAGAUCGGGCGUCAGUUCAGCUGUCCAGGCGUGAGUGCCAAUUCCUCUGAGGUGGACAGCGCUGCUCUCGUCGCCUGUCUAAGAAAGGUCCCAGCUGGAGACCUUGUUUCGGCUGAGAGGAAGUUUGCUACCUGGUUCAACUUCCCGUACGUAAUGGUUCCCCGCGUGGACGGCGACUUCCUGCCCGCCCACCCCGCCGUGCUGGUCAGGGAGGGCCGCUACAACCGCGUCGACGUCAUGGCCGGGACGACGCGGGAUGAGGGCGCCCUGGUCACCAGAAUGGUGCUGCAUGAACCGCCGGCGAUGGGGAAUCUCAUGCAAAACUUCACGCAGAAUGGACACUUAGUUUUGGGUUUAGAGGCCUGGGACGACGACCCCGAGUACCUGGCCCGCCUCGCCUUCCACAGGUACCUGGGGCCCCUGGAGUUCGACUUGGGCAAGGUCGACGCCUUUUCCAGGCUUGCAGGAGACGGCGCUUUCAACAUGGCAGUCCGGGAGACUCUGCAACACCACGCCCGAGACACGGUCUUCGGCUACCGCGUCUUUGCCUACGAGUUGCAAUACCGAGGAGAGCACAGCUAUGGCGACUUCUUCCUGGGUCCACCUCCUGAAUGGAACAGCCAGUAUGUGGUGCACGGGGACGACUUGCAAUACAUGUUCUCUUCCAUCAUGAUGAAUAUUACCCUGAGUAAACCAGAGGACCUCUUCGUAUCUCGAAUUAUGCUGAAUCUCUGGGCCAACUUUGCUGCCACGGGACACCCAACGCCUGACAUGUCACUAGGCUUCAAGUGGACUCCCAUGACAGCUUCAAGUCAAUCGUUCCUUGCCAUAACGUCCGCCCCAACCAUGAAGACUUUUGACAGAGACCAGGACUUGAAAUUCUGGACGAACUUGCCAACCAAGAUUAACAAGCUGCUGUACCCGGAACGUUUCUCCAUGCCCGACAACUAGGAAUCUCUCGGAGGCAGAAUUAUGUGUCUGUGUCUGUGUCUGUCACUUCUCGACAUGACCUAGGUUCUCUCGAGGUAUGACCUGGAAUUUAAAUCUCUUCAUGGCUCUUAUUAAUUACCG